UCAUCUUCUCGCUCAGUUCAGGGGGUCUGCUGCAAACCCCCUCGGAUAGAGAAAAAAAAAUAUUUUAUAUUCAAUAGCGACUCUUCCUCCGUCCACGCUUUUUGCAUCCCAAUCCCUGCACCACGACGCACGUCGCAUGGACAGAAGCCACGGAUAACGAUAGGUCUGGUUCAGUUGCUCCUGGAACACCCAGUGUGUACAGCCGCCUCAGCAUGCCUUGUGUACACCAUCGGCCUGGUGGUGUACCGACUGUGGCUUUCGCCUCUGGCCAAGUUCCCAGGGCCCAAGUUGGCCGCGGCGACGCUCUGGUACGAAUUUUAUUACGACGCGCUGUGCCACGGCAAGUACACCUUCGAGAUCAUGAAGAUGCAUGAGAAAUAUGGUUUGCCACAUGCUGCUGCUCCUCGUCUCCCAUGUUCGAUGAUCGGUGACUGAUCUCAUGGCAGGUCCGAUUGUGCGAAUCAGCCCAUAUGAGCUUCACAUCAACGAUCCCGAGUACUCUGAGGUCCUGUACUCUCGAGACAGCCCGCGUGAUAAGUAUUCCUACUACACCGGGCAGUUUGGGACUCCGAUGGCUGCUAUCUCGACGAGAGAGCAUGCCCUUCACCGUCUCCGCCGAUCCAACAUGAACCCGUACUUUUCAACGGCGCGCAUCCGCAAACUGGAGCCGACUAUCCAGCUGCUGGUCGACAAGCUCUGCAGUCGUUUCAAAGAGUUCAACGGCACGGGAGUGCCCAUCGUGGUUCAGCAUGCGUACACCUGCUUUGCCACCGAUGUGAUAUCCGAUUAUACCAUGGGAUCCGGCUGGCACUAUCUGGAUCAGCCCGACUUCGUUCCCCAUUGGAGUCACACUCUGAGCGCCAUUGCCAAGGCAACCGUUUUCUUCAAACCGUAUCCCUGGCUAUUGUAUUGGUUGAAGGCUUUGCCCGAAGGCUUCGUCGGCAGGAUGGAUCCCGGCAUGGAUCUGUUCUUCAAUUUCCAACGCCGCUGCAAGACGCUCAUCAAGUCUGUGAUCGAUAGCCACAAUGCUGCAGACUACCCGGAAAAACGCAAAGCGUACGAUCAUCCUACCUUUUUCCACGACGUGCUCGACAGCGAUCUCCCCCCCAGAGAGAAAGGCCCGGAGAGACUGGCCCAGGAAAUUCAGGGAAUCAUUGGUGCUGGGUCGGAGACAGUCGCCAAAACCCUGAGCUGGCUCACCUACUACCUGCUUGCUAACCCAGACAAACUGGACAAGUUGCUCGAGGAAUUGAACCGACUUGAUCCAGACCACACUGCGACUCUUUCGGACUUUGAAAAGAUGCCGUACUUGACAUCAGUCAUGUUGGAAGGCCUGAGGUUGUCGUACGGCGUUAGUACGCGACUCCAGCGAAUCGCCCCCGAUCGUAACCUUCAGUAUAGAGAAUGGUCCAUUCCAGCUGGUACCCCUGUAGGGAUGACCAGUGUCAUGAUGCAUCACAACGAAGACAUCUUCCCUGAUUCACACAGCUUCAUUCCAGAGCGAUGGAUGGACGACAAGCAGCGGAAAUACCUGGACAAGUAUUUUGUCGCCUUCAGCAAAGGAUCCCGGCAAUGCGUUGGAAUCAACCUAGCCAAAGCCGAGCUGUUGCUCGUCAUCCCCAAACUCUUCCGGGAAUUAAAGCUCGAGCUAUUUGAGACUACGCGCGAGGAUGUAACGCUGGCCCAUGAGCUAUUCCUCCCAUUCCCCCGGCUGGGAAGCAAGGGUGUGCGUGUAGUCGUUGUAGGCUAAGGCUGAUUGCCACGGAUCGACCGUCUACCACGCGAUAUAAUUUUAUGAUCUCCAUUUAUGUCGUAGCACAUAUAAGGCUAUCAUAGUUUAAACAGCUAUAUACAAUGGAUCAUAUAUCAUGCCUCAGAUACCGUGCCAAUGAUCGAGAAAU
This is a messenger RNA of Monascus purpureus, 1901 nucleotides long. NCBI's taxonomy places the organism in Eukaryota, Fungi, Ascomycota, Eurotiomycetes, Eurotiales, Aspergillaceae. The record is from the annotation of a GenBank genome assembly.